Lodderomyces pseudojiufengensis is the source of this 531-nucleotide messenger RNA. Its product is annotated as mitochondrial 54S ribosomal protein bL12m. The record is from RefSeq and is a predicted model, not a curated record. Gene Ontology annotation, cellular component: ribosome. Lineage: Eukaryota; Fungi; Ascomycota; Pichiomycetes; Serinales; Debaryomycetaceae. Gene Ontology annotation, molecular function: structural constituent of ribosome. The transcript has a single exon. Gene Ontology annotation, biological process: translation. Bases 1 to 531 code for a protein of 176 amino acids.
AUGUCACUCAUUCGUCAAUCUAUACAUCGUAACUUAAAAUCGAUUACAAAAACCAUUCCUACAUCUUCAUUCAUAACACAAUCAAGUCUAAGAUUCAACUCCACAACCUCAUCAACAUCAUCAGCCGACCCAAAAAUAACUGAAAUAGUUAAUCAAAUUUCAAAAUUAACUCUCUUAGAAACUUCAAAUUUGAUCACAGAAUUAAAAAAUACAUUAAAUAUAUCAGAUAUUGCAUUACCAGUAGGAGGAUCAAGUGCUGCCCCAACACAACAAACACAAGUAGAAGAAGAAGUAACAAAAGAACCAGUAGAAGAAAAAACGAUAUUUUUAAUAAAAUUAGAAAGUUUUGAUCCAAAAUCAAAACCCAAAAUUAUAAAAGAAGUUAAAAGUUUAUUAGGUUUAAGUUUAGUUGAAAGUAAAAAAUUUGUUGAAAGUGCUCCUAAAAUUUUAAAAGAAAAUGUUGCAAAAGAAGAUGCUGAUAAAAUUAAAUCAACUUUAGAAGGAUUAGGUGCUAAAGUUUCAUUGGAAUAG